AGGACGCGCACGAGGACGUGCCAGAUCUGUACUUGACGCCACAGAAGCAUAAAUAUACGUCUCAGUUCACAUCCUAGCUGUUAAACGAGGAUAUCGCAGUGAGCUUAUCAUGGCUGGUCCUCAGAGCGGCUCGAACGUAACGCGUAAUUUCACAAACCAGUUCGUGCAGCCGCCGUGGCGCGUCGCGAUUUGGUCGGUGGCGUACAGCUCCGUGCUGGCGGUCGCCGUGUUCGGAAACCUCAUCGUUAUUUGGAUCAUUUUGGCCCAUAAACGGAUGCGCACGGUAACCAACUAUUUCUUGCUCAACCUGGCGUUCUCCGACGCCUCGAUGGCCGCGUUCAACACGCUCGUCAACUUCAUUUACGCCACGCACGGAGAGUGGUACUUUGGAGAGGUUUACUGCAAGUUCCACAACUUCUUUCCGGUGACCGCCGUGUUUGCCAGCAUUUACUCCAUGACUGCGAUUGCAGUCGACAGGUACAUGGCUAUAAUUCACCCCCUGAAGCCCCGUCUGUCAGCUACCGCUACCAAAGUGGUGAUUGUCUGUAUUUGGGCUCUGGCGGUGAUUCUGGCUUUCCCGCUGUGUUUCUAUUCCACCACGAGAACUAUGCCUCGCCGAACCGUCUGCUACGUCGCCUGGCCGAGACCUUCUGAGGAUUCGUUCAUGUAUCAUAUCAUAGUAACCGUGCUGGUGUACAUGCUGCCCCUAGUGGUCAUGGGCAUCACCUACACUAUCGUCGGAGUCACACUUUGGGGAGGAGAGAUUCCUGGAGAUUCGUCAGACAAUUACGUCGGACAGCUGCGAGCCAAGAGGAAGGUGGUGAAAAUGAUGAUCAUCGUUGUGGUGACCUUUGCCAUCUGCUGGCUGCCAUACCAUGUAUAUUUCCUCGUUACGGGGUUGAACAAGCAGCUGGUUAGAUGGAAGUUCAUUCAGCAGAUCUAUUUGUCAGUCAUGUGGCUUGCCAUGAGCUCCACCAUGUACAACCCCAUUAUUUACUUCUGCCUGAACAGCAGAUUUCGGGCCGGCUUUAAACGUGUUUUCCGCUGGUGCCCUUUUGUGCGGGUGUCAGACUAUGACGAGCUUGAGCUGCGGGCCAUGCGGCAUAAAGUAGCACGCCAGAGCAGCAUGUACACACUCUCACGAAUAGAGACCACCGUCGUAGCAGCGUGUGACCCCUCGGAGCCAACCGGACAACCAGGCCGGAAGAGCCUUCACAACCACCAGCAUAACGGCUGCUCCAACUCCAAAAGCAAAGAAGUAACGUAUAUGCCGAGUGACCCAAAGGAGGAAUUCUGCUGAGAUGGACUUUGAUGUAAGAAUUAUGUUGAAGUAUCAAGCACAGCCAUUUAACAAAACCUCAUUAUGUAAACUGAAAUGGGGGUGUUGAGAACUGAAACGUAGACUGCUUAUUUGUGUCAUAUCAUUAAUUGAAAAUUGAGUUUAUAACACACAAACAGCAUUCUGUUUUGUGGAGCAUGUCUGUCAAAUAAAAUUUAAGCCACCCCCAGCACUCACCACCACAAAGACCAAUAUUGUCCAACAUCUGAGGAGCACUUUGUCCAUAGCAGAAAUUGUAGAUAGUGGCUGCUCUUUGAUGCCAAUCAGGUCCUGUCCUCUUUCAUCAUGUGUUUAGCAAGGUUAGCAUGCUAUCUGAAUGCCCAAGUUUUGAUUUCUCCCAGGACCUGAACGCUCAAUUCUUGUUAAAAUAUCUAAUGUUUGAAAAGGUUGAGACCGAUCCGGAGCUGGUAAAUGAGCAGGUGUGUUUCCGGCACACGAGCUGCUUGGCUGAAUCGUGUAGGGAAAAUUGUUAGCUUCAUAUUCUCUCCCGUUUAAUCUAAAACAUUUGAUGUAAUUGAGGAGAUGGUAAACCAAUUGUGCAUCACCUUAUUAGCAUAGCAAAGAUCAAUUUUGAAAUUUGACCUUGUUGUAGACAGAGGCGAUGUUUGGAAUAGCUUACUAGCAUAUUAUUACUACUGCAGUAUGUAUGUGCAGAUUUUCUGUUUGCAUGGAAUGACUUGCUCAUUUGGCAUAGAGCACUGCGUGGGAUGCUGUAUCCCAAAAUGCAAUGCGUAUUACUUUUCAUGACCUUUCAUUUUCAAUGUGAUGAAAGAACAGGCAGUUUUCUUUGUUGUUACAUUGCUUCAUUGGUGUGCUGAUCAAAUUUGUAUUUGUUUCUACAAUAACUAGGCAUUAUAUGCGGAAUUAAACAUGCACAGAGCAAGGUCUUGUUAAAAUAAUGUACAAAAUGUUUUUAACAAGACUUUUUGAAAUAUAACAUACAGUGCAUACAUUGUUGUGCAUUUGAUUUGGCCAAAAUACAGCACAUGAAAUACAGCUUAAUAUAACUGAAGUAUAUCUUGGCAAGUAUUUGUUCCUGUGAUGGCAAAGCUGAAUUUUAAGCAUUGUUACUCUAGUCUUCAGUGUCACAUGAUCCUUCAGAAUUAUUUUAAUAUUCUGAUUUGCUGCUCAAGAAACUAUCAUUAUUAGAAUGGAAAGAAUGGUUGUGUUGCUUAAUAGUUUGUAGAAACAGUCAUACUUUUUUUCAGGAUUCUUUGAUGGAUACUUAAAUAGAAUAGCAUUUAUUUGAAGCAUAAGUUUGCUGUAACAUUAGAAAAGUCUUACUGUCAUCAUCGCUAUAAUGCAUCCUUGAUGAAUACUGGACAUAUUCAUUUCUGCAGCGUGGGGUUUGGGUUUUGUCUGGGUCUGUUUCAUUUUCAUGUUUUGUCACGGUUCCUGUUAGUCACAUGCUUACCUUGCACUCAUGUCUCUUUUGCUAUUUGUUCCCUUGUUCUUUGUGUCAUGUUCUGAUUGGCUGCACUAGUCACUGUGUCAUGCUUUCAUUGGUUUCUUCAUGUCAUAUGACCCUCAUUGUUUUGCAUAAGUAGGCAUGGUUCCAUUGUCAUUUUGUGUAUUAAUGUUGUUACCUGCCUGCUGAGUGUAGUCUGUUCAUGUCAAGUUUUUUUAAGCCAAGUCUGUUCUAUGUCUAGUCAACUCUGUUCAAGUCAAGUCAAGUCAAGUCAAGUCAAGUCAAGUCAAGUCNAAGUCAAGUCUAAUCUUUGUCUGUUUGGAUUAUUUGAAUAAAGCUGCACUUAGCUUGUC
This is a messenger RNA of Puntigrus tetrazona (Sumatra barb), 3100 nucleotides long. Its product is annotated as neuromedin-K receptor-like. NCBI's taxonomy places the organism in Eukaryota, Metazoa, Chordata, Actinopteri, Cypriniformes, Cyprinidae. The record is from RefSeq and is a predicted model, not a curated record. Gene Ontology annotation, cellular component: sperm midpiece; plasma membrane. Gene Ontology annotation, molecular function: tachykinin receptor activity. Gene Ontology annotation, biological process: G protein-coupled receptor signaling pathway; positive regulation of flagellated sperm motility. The transcript has 5 exons. The coding region runs from base 110 to 1300 and encodes 396 amino acids.